GACUUUUCUCGGAUUAGAGCUCUCGGGAUCUCCUCGGUGGCGGUGAAACUCCUGUGCUAGAGCUACUUGGUGUGUGAUUAACUACAUAAGGACAUUUUGAGCCGAGCGCUUCUAGGUGUUUGCAGGAGUCUGCUGUGGAUUGCUUCAAGUUUUAAUACCCCCGGAUCAACUGACAAUUUGUGGAUUAGCCUUUGUCUGGGUGGAUGCCGUUGUGGCUCGAAGGAGAAGAUACAUGCUGUAAAGAGUGUUGGCAGUUGGAAAAUUUCAGGACGCAAGACUUGAUUCAACCUGAUCUUUAUUUGUUGUUGCUGCUGUUUGUUGUGAUGCCAGAGUGACAGAGUGAAUGACACCGAAAGAGGGAUCAAAAAGAGGAAAAUAGUUGGGCGCAACAUGGAAUGCUAGGGUUCCCAGCAGGGAGAUUAACGCGUAGUGAUUUUUGGCCCUGAAUGGACAGUGUUUGUUAGAAUCCUUUUUUGUGUUCGCUGUAAUUGAAAAGUCCGAUAGCACGCUUUAUGAUUCGUGUGUGCGUGCGGCUAUGUGUGGGUGCUGUUUGUGAGAGAAAAUUUAAAUUAAAAAAGGAUUAAAGGAUUAAAUCCGUGCAUUGGGACGGAAAGUUUGGUGUGCAUACAGAACGGUUCCCGAUAUUCGUGUAUUCCAGGAGCCGCGCGACGCGAGAGCAGCAGUGGAGCCCGCAAUGAAGUGUUAAUGCAUUUAAACUGCUGAUAAAGAUGGCGAAAAUUGUGCCAAAUUAUUUUCCAUCCGGCCAAGUGACACUGGCGCUGUUCUUCCCGGUUCUGGUCUGAGCCGUUGCGAGAGACCACGACGACGUUCCGCCUGGCACUGGAGGAAAAUUCAAUGAAGCUGUAAUCACAUCGUAACGGAGAAAUUAAAGCUCUUACUGACAUUGGCGAACCGGUGAGCAGCGGAGGAAAAGGAAAAGCUGGCGGAAAAAAAUUACGAUAACACAGUUUGGCUCGAAAGCUGUUUUCGGCACACCGUUGAUGUAAGGAUACCAGAAGAGAAAAGAAGAACGGGGAAGGGGGAGAAACAUACAGAUUAAUUUUACGGAUGGCAAAAGACUCUGGCUGGGAAGAGGAAAAAAAGUUUUCCCCGCUCACUGAAUCCGUGCUGUUGCUGCCGGACCUGCCGGAAUUGAUGAAGUCUCUCCACCGGCGGAGAAAAACGGCAGAAAAUUGCCACGAAAAUUGUCCAGUGGAAAACAAAAAGACAACAGUGAGAGAGUGUGUGUGUGUGUAGGUAUGUGCCGAAUGAAUAAAUGAAACAAUAAAGUAAAAGUUUAGUUUACAAAGCAAAAUUCCAUGCGCGAAGGGGAAGAAUAACACAAACAGCAGAAAUUAUAAUAAUUGCAAUAAUAAUAGUGGAGCAGUUGGCUCGUGAGUGUUUGGAUUGAGCAAGAAGAGGAAGUGAUCUGUAGAGUGGUUCCAGUAGAGUGCAACAGUAAACAGUGCCGCGGCACUGGGGAAUCGUCCCGUGACUUUGGCUCACGGCCAACAGUGAGAAAAACCAUCGGUGUGCAUACACACACAGCAUACUCCCUGGGUGGCAGGAGCGUGGGAUUGUACAGAAUACCGUAACAAUAACCACAAUAGUCUACAAAACAUACAAGAGGGUAAAUCCCUCCCAGCGAGAUCAGAUACAGCCGGUGAAUAUCCUCGUCGAGUGGCGGACGGAAGGUGAGAAGCGAACGUGUGGCAAAUUCGCCAGCAGGCUCCCGAAAGGCACCCCGAGUGUGUGUGUGUCAGGAAACGAAGGCAGCACACUAAAUGUGGAAUAUAAUGGCCGGAAAUGUGUGUCAUAUCUUACUAUUUUUCCUCUUCGCCCAGGAAACGGCUUACGGUACUUCAUUCGGAAACUCGCUGUCCGACUCACUGUCAGAUCCAGACUUCAUCGACAGUCCGCCGAUGAUUCAGCCCAAAUUCACCUCCCGCUCACAGUCGAUACGAGCCGUCAUAGGCGAUACGAUCACACUGCCGUGUGACGUUGAAAAUCUAGGAAACAACAUCCUGCUGUGGCGCAGAGGGAGCGCUGUGGUGACGGCGGCCAAUUUGAUAAUCACCCGGGAUUUACGCUUCAAACUGCUCAAAGGGUACACGUUGCAGAUCAAGAAUGUCCGACCGCAGGAUGCCGGUGACUACAGCUGCCAGGUGGGUGACCACGACAAUCGAGAUCUGGUGCAUACGGUCGAGAUUCUGGUGCCCCCGUCGGUGCGCUCCAACCCCGAAACGGGACAUGUGACGGUGCGAAAGGGCGGCACCGCAACGCUAGAGUGCAAGGCUAGCGGAAAUCCGGUCCCGAGCAUCAGCUGGAGCAGAAAGGAUGCACUGCACGGUUCGCCCCAUUUGGCCGAGGGACCAACGCUGGUGCUGGAGAAUGUCAACCGGCAGGACAGUGGCACGUAUCGAUGCUACGCGGACAACGGGAUCCGGGAGCCCGUGUUUGUCGACAUGCAGCUGAUUGUGCUGUCCCCACCGGAAAUAACUGUGGAGAAAACUUGGGUUCACGCCGGAGAAGGAUACGAGACGCAACUUGUUUGUACCGUACACGGAGAUUCCACCCCGGAGUUCGUGCAUUUGCACCAUUUGCAGAUGAUGUGGUACCAGGACUCGUUUCUGCUCCACCCGAACGACCGACGGACGAUGGAUACCCGAGGAGAUAACCACUACCUGACGAUACGGAAUGUGCGCCCGUCUGAUUUUGGCAAUUACAGCUGCGUGGCGGAAAACUCGCUCGGACGUGCCAAAAAGUACAUCGAAGUUUCGGGCCGACCGGGCGCGGCCCAGUUCCACUCGCCGAUGUACAGCCGCUACCGGGAAAUGUACAACCUCACCUGGAGCGUCGAGUCAUUCCCUCCGAUUGAGGAGAUUCGGCUGUUGUACCGAAAAUUGUUGAUGAACGAGUCUUAUCAGCAUCCGGGCAGAUGGCACGACGUCAUCCUGAACCCCCCGUCGACCAGAGCCGAAUCGUUCCGUCACAUAAUGACGUACACAAUCCGGGGCCUGGACCCGAACUCGGUUUACGAGACCAUCGUGCAGGCGAAGAACCGAUACGGCUGGAAUGAGGUCAGCGAUAUUUUCCAGUUCUACACGCUGAGUACCGAUAUGCCAGAGGAGGACGUGGAGCAGACCUUAGGUUCGACCGCUUUCGGCAAUCCCUUCAGCUGGGCCAGCAGUAUCCAACCGAGCCUCAACCGAAACUGGAUGCUUCUGUUGACGGCGGUGAUUUUUUCGAUCAAAGUUUUUGGUAGUUUCUAAGGAGCAAAACUUUCGUCGAGCCUCGCUUCAGUUUGCAUAUUUUUAUGGUAGCUUAUUUGUUUCUAGCGAUUUAGAGCAAAUAUUUUCUUUUGUAUAUUGAAAAUAAAAAUAACAUUCCUAGGCUAAGGAUGAUGAAACUGUAUUUUAAAACUUGUAUAACAUUGUUUUUGUUUUAUUGAAGAUUGAGAUGUAUGGCAACAAGAGCUAUUCGACAUCUUCGGAAACAAUUAACGUCAUUCGUCAGUUGUGCUAAAAUUAUAUAAAAAUACAAGAAAAAAAUAUACAAGCUUGUUUCAGCUACGCCAGUAUAGUACUUCGACCCCGAAUAUGCAUAAUUAUUUUCGCAAAUCGCUUUUUGCACCACCUGUUAAUUUUUCUCUAUGUGACGCAUAUUUAGGGUAGUACAGCUGGGAGCAAGCUUGAAUAGAAAGAUAGAGUUCCAGUUUUCCGUAUGAAACAGCUCUUAUUGCCACCACCCCCCUCCCAUUUAGUAACCAUUCAUCGGAGUUACAUCAGAGCUCAAAUCGAAGCAUAUUUUGUUGGGUGAGCAUUGAUGUAAAUCGUACGAGGGAUGAAAUACAAACAACACACAGAGAAACGAUAAUUUAUUGAUAAUGUAAAGAAGGUGUAAUUUAGAGAAUAAGUAAGUGUACUGUAGAGAGCAAUCCUAUUUCUGGAAAUUGACUAGAUUAUCCUUUGUGAAUACGACUAAAAAUGAAGAAAAAAAAGCAAAAAAAAAAACACAGAAACGAAAUAAGACUAGAGCUACGAAUAAAAUGGAUUUUUUAAUAAAGCUAUUUUCAA
Messenger RNA from Toxorhynchites rutilus septentrionalis, 4076 nucleotides. Its product is annotated as protein amalgam-like. Lineage: Eukaryota; Metazoa; Arthropoda; Insecta; Diptera; Culicidae. Gene Ontology annotation, molecular function: protein binding; axon guidance receptor activity. The transcript is spliced from 11 exons. The record is from RefSeq and is a predicted model, not a curated record. Gene Ontology annotation, cellular component: neuronal cell body; plasma membrane; axon. Gene Ontology annotation, biological process: synapse organization; homophilic cell-cell adhesion. Bases 1785 to 3272 code for a protein of 495 amino acids.